GCGAUGGCGAUGGUGGCGGCGAGGUCUGCGGUGUCGAGGACCCCGGCGAGGUCGGCGGCGGCGAGGUUCGUGCAGAGCAGGUUCCGGUCCGGCGGCAAGGUGCUGGGCGAGGAGGAGAAGGCCGCCGAGAACGUCUACAUCAAGAAAAUGGAACAAGAGAAGCUGCAGAAGCUCGCACGUAAGGGCCCCAGCACAGGAGAGCAAGCUCCGGCUACCCCAAGCUCCACAGCGAGCGACGUGAAGGCUGGAGGCGGCACUGGCCCGACGGCAUCCACAUCCGCUGGCGUGUCAACCAACAAGAACAGGAACUACGCCAUCCUGGCGGGAACCCUUGCUGGCCUGAGCGCCCUGGGCUGGUUCCUCCUGGCGAAGGAGCCCAAGAAGACGGGGGAAGUCCUCGAGUGAAUGGAGUCUUGGUUACUUUACUGCACAUUGACCUUGCGCCUUGGUUGCGAUGAUGAUGAUGACGAGUUUUGAUGUUGCCGAACUGAUAUCUGUAGCUAGCUUUGACUAGAAACCUGGUCUGGGAUGAGAUGAUCCGUAGUGGUUCUUGGUUUGCUCUGGGUAGUUGAAACAUGUGUAGUAAUUCGUAUGAUGAUGCUGCACUUUUGGGUUAAAGAGGUGUUUUGGAUGCGGCCCUUUUGAAUGCAUGGAUGGCUUGCGUGAGGUGAAA
Molecule: messenger RNA, 673 nt
Organism: Lolium perenne
Lineage: Eukaryota; Viridiplantae; Streptophyta; Magnoliopsida; Poales; Poaceae
Cellular component (GO): respiratory chain complex I
Source: RefSeq, a predicted model, not a curated record